UAACACAUUCAUCACAAUUACAGCUAAUUUUGUGAUUUAUUGAACACUCAAAACAUGUGAAUGUGUUUAUAGUGAACGUCAAAAAGUUGUCAACAAAUUAUAGCAAUAAUUAUUAUUGUUUUGGUUUUUGAAUGCAUUUCAACACAAAAGGCACACAAUUUGGGCGUUAUUUUCAAAAUUGAUCGUCGAUUUGGUUUUCGACAUAAUUUGACCGAAAGGUUGGCCACAAAAUGACCGAAAACGAGACGAUCGCCAGUUUGGGUAAAGAGAGCACUUCUUGGUUGCCAUCGACCGCUUCGACGAGUGGUAUCAUUGGUUACACCGAUUAUCUGAAGGGUAACGAGAGUUAUGGAGAAGUCGGUAACCUAUCGUUGGCCUCGAGUUUGAAUGAUGUAUUGAGCCGUAACUGUCCGGACGGUCUGUUUCUGCCGUUUUGGCCGCAUUAUGACAGCACAGGACUCAUCAUAUUUCACGGUAUCGUAUACUUCGUGGCCCUCAUCUAUAUCUUUGUCGGCGUCGCUAUCAUUGCGGACCGAUUUAUGGCAGCCAUAGAACAGAUCACAUCUCAAGAACAGGACGUAAUCGUCCGAAAGCCGAACGGAGAGAAGGAGAUAAUAUCGGUCAGGAUUUGGAACGAAACGGUCUCUAAUCUAACUCUCAUGGCUUUGGGCUCUUCGGCGCCGGAGAUACUGUUGUCAGUGAUCGAGAUCUGCGCCAAUGGCUUCAGAGCGGGUGAUUUGGGUCCGGGAACUAUUGUGGGUUCGGCCGCCUUCAACAUGUUUGUCAUAAUCGCGAUCUGCGUUUGGGUCGUUCCCACCAAUGCUCCCAAAAAGAUCAAACACUUGCGUGUGUUCUGCAUAACAAUGGUCUUCUCGGUGUUCGCCUACAUCUGGUUGCUAUAUAUCCUCGUUUGGUCGACACCCGGUGUUAUCGAAGUCUGGGAGGCGUUCCUCACAUUCCUCUUCUUCCCGAUCACUGUGUUGUUGGCAUUCAUUGCCGACAAACGGCUUCUCAUAUAUAAGUAUUUGGACAAAAGGUAUCGCAUGAAAAGGGGUCGUCGAGUGGUCUACGCGGGCGCCGACCCCUCCGAGACUGACAACUUGGAGUUGACUUCAGUGGACGCCAAUGGAGUCAAAAUCAAAGUGAAUGAUGUGGAGCUCAAGGGAGACGUUAAGUAUAUCGAUGCCAGUGAUGACGAUCUCCAACAGAUUGAAGACCAUAGGGAAGAGAUUGUCGACAUUUUGCGCCGAUUCAAGUCUAAUAAUCCCAACGCUUCUAAUGAAGAAUUGGUCGAAAUGGCGACCAAAGAGUUGCAGAAGAAUCAGCCAAAAAGCAAAGCCUAUUAUCGCAUACAAGCGGCGCGAAGAAUAAUGGGAAACGUUGGCGAAAAAGUGAAGGACCACUUCAUUAAGUCGAUUAACGAAGACUUCGACACUUCCGAUGACGAGAAAGACGACAAAAUUAAGAUCUUCUUUAAUCCCAAAGAGUAUACAGUACUCGAAAAUAUUGGUGUAUUUCAGUUAACUGUGAGCCGUUCGGGUGAUAUCGAGUCCACUAUUCUUGUCGACUAUAACACUGAAGACGGAUCGGCUAAAUGUGGCUCCGAUUACGAGGCUGUGAACGGGUUGUUAUCGUUCGGUCCCGGAGAACAACACCAACAGAUCUCCAUUAAGAUCAUUAAUGACGACAUCUUCGAAGAGGACGAGUAUUUCUACGUUAGGCUCUCAGAGGCCCGAUAUAUGGCACCGGUUGCUGAUGAGAGCGUUCGGCCCAAUAUAGUAAUCACUGAAGCGGAGGCCAAAGUGACCAUUUUGGACGACGACCACAGCGGUGUCUUCUCCUUCACGAACAAUAUGAUACAAAUACCCGAAAGUGUCGGUCACUACCACUUAAGAGUAUCGCGUUUUUGUGGAGCGAGAGGUCAUAUAACGCUUCCUUAUAAGUUGAGCGCCGGAACUGCGAAACCAGGCGUUGAUUUCCAGAUGAUUGACUCGAAGAUUGAAUUUGCAGACAACGAAACUCAUAAGGAUAUCAUUCUUAAUAUCCUUAAUACCGAUAACUACGAGAAGAAUGUGUCGUUCUAUGUGGAGAUCGGAGAACCCUAUCGUAAUGAGUACCACAAGAGUUUUGGCGAAGAUAAGGGGGCGCCACGACUCGGAGAACUCGUCAAAUGCACGGUUAGAGUCCGCGAGAGUCGAGACUUUAGGGCGACAGUCGAUAAGUUGAUGCGACAGAAGAAGACUAUUUCGGCGAUCAGUACGUCUUCAUGGGAGGGACAGUUCAUCGAAGCGGUGAGAGUGCCGUCUCUCGCCUCACAACCCGAUGCCGGAGACGAAGGCGAUGUCCAAGUGGUUAAGAAGAGAUCCAUUUUCGCUUAUAUUCUCCAUUAUUUGACUCUAUUCUGGAAAAUACUUUUCGCUUGCGUUCCGCCGCCGAACCUGUGGAACGGUUGGGCGUGUUUUGUGGUCUCUAUUAUAAUGAUUGGCUUAUUAACGGCUGUCAUUAACGACUUGGCCUCGCAUUUCGGCUGUACUAUUGGUUUGAAAGACUCGGUGACCGCCAUAUCGCUGGUCGCUUUGGGGACAUCAGUUCCCGACACGUUUGCCUCCAAAAUAGCGGCACUGAACGACAAAUACGCGGACUCUUCGAUCGGAAACGUGACGGGAAGUAAUGCCGUGAAUGUAUUCCUGGGAAUAGGGAUCGCGUGGACGAUAGCGGCGGUGUAUCACGCAUUCAAGGGAACGCCGGGAGGGUUUGAAGUGUCUCCGGGAAGUCUCAGCUUUUCUGUCACACUCUUCUGCAUAUCGGCCUUCGUUUGCGCCGCAGUUUUACUCGCGAGGCGGACACCGGCUGUGGGCGGAGAGUUAGGCGGUCCUAUGAUUUAUAAAUUGCCGACAACUAUACUCUUUGUCUCUCUUUGGAUCAUAUAUGUUGUGGUGUCGAGUCUUGAAGCCUAUGGUAUUAUUGAUGGCUUUUAGUUUGUUUGUUAUACUUAUGGUGAGCGGUAAGUGUUGAAGCACUGGAGUUGGAAACGGGUUACGAAAAGGUUGCCAAAUGUUAUACAUUUAGUUUUUUACAAUAUUAUGUAUUUCUUAAUAUACUGUUGGGAACCGAAGCUUACCUUCAAAUACAUUCCGAUUGAAAUAAAUGUCUCAAAUGUUGAGAUAAUCCUAUAUUUUAACAUAAAUUAUAUAUAUUUUUAUGAUUAGAAACGAACUUAUAUUUUAAAGGGAAAAGUGUUUAUGUUUUCUCAUACUUUGAUUACUUUAGUCGACAAGAAAUAAUGUUUAAACACAAUAUUUAAAUUUAAUAUAACUCAUUACAAACACAUUUCAUUAUAAUUUAUACUAAUUUAAAAACUAUUGCAUUUGUUUAGCUGAAAAUAAUGAUAACUUAUUUCAAUUUAUUGUUAGUCUUGAAUACCGUAUUAGAGUUACUCAUGAGAUUAGAUCCAAAGUAGAUCAACAAUUUGUUUCAUUGUAUUCAUUCAUUUCACACAAUAUUAUGUUUAAUUAAUUUAUAAAUAAUAAUCCGUUUUUGUACUGAAAAUGAAAGCUUUAAUCAAAACUUAUUAUUUUGUAACACAAUUUCAUUAUAGUUUGUAAUGAAUGUUAAAACAAAUACAAUAUUAACAUUCAAUAGACCGGUCGAUAAGUUAAUUCAAAUGGCAUAAUAAAAGUGGUAUAAAAAGUGAUUCAAUUAUUAUAUUGUCUUUCAAUUGGUUUCCUAUUAAGUAGUCAUUUAUUAUGAAUAAUUCCUAAUUAUCUUUAAAUAAUGAAUUCAUUACUAUUUACUAUCCAUUACUUCAUCCAAAUUGGGGUUCAAUUCAAUGGUUUAUUGCAAUCACUUAACACUUAACGCAUAUUUCGUUCAAACAAUUUGUAUUCAAUUAUAAAUCAAUAAAAAACAAUAUUUUGUUACAAUAA
Medioppia subpectinata is the source of this 3926-nucleotide messenger RNA. Lineage: Eukaryota; Metazoa; Arthropoda; Arachnida; Sarcoptiformes; Oppiidae. The record is from the annotation of a GenBank genome assembly.